UCCCUGCAGACUGCGCGGGGGAAGAAGACAUCCAGCCAGCAGACAAAACCGAAAGCGAAGCGAUCGAUCAGAAGUACUGCAUGAGGGGGAAAAAAUAGUUUGUCCCUCCCCCCCCCCAUCUUCGGAUACACAGGAGUGUAACAAAAUAUUCACUGUACCCUAUUUUAAACAUGAAUGGCUCGACGCACCUCGUCGCCAACGUGGUGGACAUCCAGCUCAAGCGGGGACCUUCCGGCCUGGGCUUCAACAUAGUCGGAGGAGUGGACCAGCAAUAUGUGGUCAACGACAACGGCAUCUAUGUGUGUAAAAUCAAAGAGAAUGGCGCGGCAGCACUGGACGGAAGACUAGAAGAGGGAGACAAGAUCCUGGCGAUAAACGGGAACAAGCUGGAGAACUGUAACCACGGCGUGGCGGUGGACCUGUUCCGGAGCGCCGGCGAGGACAUCCUGCUGCAGGUCCAGAAGAAGCACCCGCCCCACAGGAACGGCCCCUCCAGCCCGGAUGCGGGGGGGGACUCUGCGCUGCCCGCUCUGGGCGUGCUGGUGGGGGUGCUGGGCGCGGCCGCCCUGAUGGCCCUCCUCUACCUGCGCUUCCAGCCGACCCUCCGGAGGCCCUUUUAACCAAAGACCCCCCCCCCCCCACUACCGCCCCCUAUUUUAUACCCCUGGCCGAGACACUUUACCCCCCCCCCCCCCCCCCCCCCCCCCCCCCGGACCACACGGGAAACGAUUAACACAGUAACCUAACGAGACGUAGAACCAUCCUUUGUUUGGGGGUGUUGGUAGAUAUGAAGGUAGCCGGUGCCUGCCCCUUGUUUUGCAUAUGUAUAUGUACCUGUAUUUAUGUGUAUGUUACACGCCGUGAUCGUAGAGGUGUGAUCGCCGCCGCCAAGCUUGGCGCCUGACGUCGUUCUACGAAGGGGAGACGACUGAUGUAGCCCAUGCACUACAAGGAUUCCUUCGUAAUUAGCGUAGGUCAAAGGUCACCGCAUAGCACCCGACAUUUCAAUGCCACCCCCCUGUGUGUGUGUGUGUGUGUGUGUGUGUGUGUGUGUGUGUGUGUGUGUGUGUGUGUGUGUGUGUGUGUGUUACCAAUUCACAUCACUGUUCAUCCACAGCGCCUUUUCACAUCAGUGACCAAUCACAGCCCGCAUGCGGCCAUGUUUCCCCCCCCCCCCCCCCAAGGUUGUGUGUGUUAAAAAAAGAAAACGGGGUGUGAUUUCCAUGUGCAUAUUUGUCAAACGAAACAACAAAAGCCAUAUAAGCGCCACUUCAUGUAUUGCCUUGUGUCCAUUCUGUACAGGUUUGUCUGGUUGGCUCAUGGGAUGCGUAGAAAUGGUCACGUUCAAUGGAACACAGUCACUGAUGGUGUUAUUUGUUAAUUGAAACCCCGUCGUUGUCUGCCGAAUAUUUUGCAUACCGACGCUAAUUGGUGGCAAUGAAGAAAGUCACGUGUUGAUUGGGUGACGGAGGUCAGGUGGUUCGACUGAUUGACCGCAGCUAAAUACUUUAUAUUUUCACCAUUGCGGUUGGGAAACAAAAGUUCUCAAUCUAAGAAAGAAAAACACCACCGACUCGUUGUUUUGCACUAUAACCACGGUCUCAAAUCAUUCUGUCAUUGCCUAGAAAGCCCAGCGGGUGUUUUUGAUGAGGGGGUUAAUUGCCAUGAUUGCUUUUUUUCAUGAUCAGUCAGUGUGAGGUGGAUGUCUUGGGUUUAACAUAGCUCUAGUGUGUAAAUACUUUUCGUUUGGCCGUGCUGGAUGAGAUAGUGAGUAUGUAAACGUAUGCCAGGAUGAAAGAUCAGAAUCAUUAAAUUAUGCAAAUACUAUGUGUUUGAGGACCAAGCACCUAUUAAAAUUCAUGUUGAAUUCUCUUA
This is a messenger RNA of Gadus morhua (Atlantic cod), 1875 nucleotides long. RefSeq names its product synaptojanin 2 binding protein (gene synj2bp). Gene Ontology annotation, biological process: cell-cell adhesion; establishment or maintenance of epithelial cell apical/basal polarity; receptor clustering. Gene Ontology annotation, cellular component: cell junction; basolateral plasma membrane. Gene Ontology annotation, molecular function: protein kinase binding. The record is from RefSeq and is a predicted model, not a curated record. Bases 171 to 620 code for a protein of 149 amino acids. The transcript has 4 exons. NCBI's taxonomy places the organism in Eukaryota, Metazoa, Chordata, Actinopteri, Gadiformes, Gadidae.